AUGCAAAAGGGCAAACAGCUGACCGACAGGGCAAUUUCUUUUCCCUCUCCAGAGGUGACAUGUCCUCGGGUACCAAACAUUGCUAACGGGCUGCACAGCGGACAGUCCUUGACCAAGUUUUCUGUGGGAGUGACUGUGUACUACAGCUGCAAGGAUGGCUACGUGCUGGUGGGGAAUGUGUCCAUCAACUGCACGGAGACCGGGGUGUGGAGCAGACCCCUGCCCCGCUGUGAAGCAAUUGGCUGUGAGAUACCCAAGGUGCAGAACGGGAAGGUCCAUGGGCUGCAGAGCACCUACAAAGCUGGACAGACUCUGCACUUUGACUGCGACGCCGGUUACGCCGCAGAGGACACCUACGAGACUCAGUGCCAGCCAGGGGGGAUCUGGGAUCCACCGGUGCUCACCUGUGAGAAGGUCCAACCAUGUCCCAUGCCUCCAGAGAUCACCAAUGGAAAUCACAACGGCCAAGGCAAGGCAUUUUUUACCAUGGGAACAUCUGUAACGUACACCUGCGAUCCCGGCUACUACCUGGUUGGAAAUGCCGUUGUGUUUUGCAAAGCAUCAGGGAGAUGGAGCCAGCCCAUCCCUCGCUGUGAAGGUAUCCCUUGUAAGCCGCCUCCGGACAUUCCCAAUGGGAAGCACACGGGCAGGCUGCUGGAUGAAUUCUACUUUGGCACAUCUGUAACAUACACCUGCAACCGCGGGUACCCGCUCCAUGGAGAGCCCUCCAUCUACUGCACCACCCGGGAUGGGAAGAACGGCGAGUGGAGCGGGCCCCCCCCACAGUGCGGAGCUGGCUGCAAUGCACCUACCAGUCUGGCGUUUGCUGAGCUGAAGAAGCCGUACAGCAACCAGACCGUCUUUCCCGUGGGGAGCACGGUGGAAUAUGUGUGCCAGCCUGGGUAUGCCCAGCACCUGGGGAUGUCGCCAGCCAUCACGUGCCUUAGGAAUCGGACAUGGUCUGGGGCGCUGGAGUUUUGUAAAAGGAAACAAUGUGCUAACCCAGGGGAUCCGGAGAACGGCAGAGCUGUUGUCCUGACGGACCUCCUCUUUGGAUCCAAAGUUAAUUACACUUGUGACAAAGGCGUGUGUGUCCUGCAGACCCCAGGUGCUGCUGCAGCACUGAUGCUAAAAGCCACCUUGUACAUGCCUGCAGGUAUCGCCUGCGAUCCGCCGCCGGACAUCCCUCACGGGAGACACAGCGGGCAAUUGAUGGACACCUUCUCCUACGCGGAUGUGGUCACCUACACUUGCGACGCUGGUCACAUGCUGGCCGGAGAGCCCUCCAUCUUCUGCACCACAGUGGACGGGGAACACGGCGUGUGGAGCGGGCCACCACCGCAGUGCGGAGAGGUGAAGUGUCCUCCCCCUCCAGCCAUUGCCAAUGGAAAGCACAGCGGCCAGCCCUCGGACACCCACCUUCCAGGCAUGGCUGUGCAGUACACCUGCUGGGAUGGCUACUCCCUCAUCGGGAACGCCUCCAUUAGCUGCACCGCUGCGGGAACGUGGAGCCGGCCCCGGCCCCGAUGUGAAGCAACCGGCUGCAAAAGACCAGAAAUUGAGAAUGGAAGAACGACUGGGCUGGAGACCGUGUACAGACUCGCAGACACCAUUGUCUUCGAAUGCAAUUUUGGUUACGCCUUGAAGGGGUCUCAAGAGUCUCAGUGCCAGUUUGGGGGCACGUGGGACCCUCCUGUCCCCAUCUGUGAAAAGAUGCUACAGUGUCCCUCCCCUCCAAAUAUUAAAAAUGGCCAGUAUGAGAACAUGGAUGUAAAAGUGUUCAUCCCUGGAGUAUCAGUGAAGUACUACUGUGACCUGGGCUACGUCCUAACUGGGAAAACAACAGUUUCUUGUUUGACAUCUGGAACCUGGAGCCUCCCUUACCCCCGGUGUGAAGUGAUCACCUGCAUAAGCCCCAACAUCCCAAAUGGAGAAGUGGCUGAAGGACGGAGCGCUGCGUACCGUCCCGGGGCCAACAUCACCUUCCAGUGCCACCCGGGCUACGUGCUGUGGGGCAGCCAUGAAGCCAAGUGCCAGCCCGAUGGCCGCUGGGUGCCUGCUGUCCCCACCUGCGAGCCAGUGCUGCCGUGUCCUCCACCUCCCGUCAUUGCCCACGCCACACAUGGCGCGGAGCUCGGGGCAAACUUCACCAGCGGCAUGUCCGUGAGCUACAGCUGCCAGCCCGGCUUCUCCCUCCUCGGAGACCCCUCUGUCUUCUGCACGGCCUCGGGGAACUGGAGCCUCCCAUACCCACGCUGCGCAGGUAUCAUCUGCGAUCCACCACCAGACAUCCCUCACGGGAGACACAGCGGGCAAUUGAUGGACACCUUCUCCUACGCGGAUGUGGUCACCUACACCUGUGACGCCGGUCACCCGCUGGCUGGAGAGCCCUCCAUCUUCUGCACCACGGUGGACGGGGAGCACGGCGUGUGGAGCGGGCCACCGCCGCAGUGCGGAGGGCGGCUGUGUCCCUCCCCAUCGGCGAUUGAACAUGGCCAGCACGAUGGCAAGGAUGUGAAAAUGUUCGUCCCUGGAAAGUCUGUAAAUUACAGCUGUGACCCCGGCUAUUCUCUUAUUGGAAAAACAACUCUAUACUGUACAGUCAAUGGAACCUGGAGCUUCCCUUACCCCCGGUGUGAAGUGAUCACCUGCAUAAGCCCCAACAUCCCAAAUGGAGAAGUGGCUGAAGGACGGAGCGCUGUGUACCGUCCCGGGGCCAACAUCACCUUCCAGAGCCACCCGGGCUACAUGCUGUGGGGCAGCCAUGAAGCCAAGUGCCAGCCCGAUGGCCGCUGGGUGCCUGCUGUCCCCACCUGCGAGCCAGUGCUGCCGUGUCCUCCACCUCCCGUCAUUGCCCACGCCACACAUGGCGCGGAGCUCGGGGCAAACUUCACCAGCGGCAUGUCCGUGAGCUACAGCUGCCAGCCCGGCUUCUCCCUCCUCGGAGACCCCUCUGUCUUCUGCACGGCCUCGGGGAACUGGAGCCUCCCACACCCACGCUGCGCAGUAGUGAAGUGUCUGCCUCCUCCAAGCAUUGCUAACGGGGAACACAGCAGUCAUUUCUCAGACACUUUUGAUGUAGGAGCACUUGUGCACUACCGCUGCAAACAUGGCUUCUCCCUCAUUGGCAAUAAGACUGUUCGUUGUACAACAUAUGGAGUCUGGAGCCAUCCCCUUCCUCGGUGUGAAGUUGGCUGUGUGAGCCCAAGAGUUGGGAAUGGAAAAGUGAUCAGGUUGGAGUCCCUGUAUAGGCCUGGAGACAUCAUUACAAUGGAAUGCAACACUGCUGUUGUCCCAAAAGACAAUCCCAGUGCCAGCUUGGGGGGCACGUGGGAUCCUCCACACCUCAGCUGUGAUUUAGUGCUGUACUGCUCCAAGCCUGCAGAGAUCGCCCACGGGUCUCUCAGUAGCCCAGCAAAAGUGUUUUUCACUCCUGGAACAUCUGUAAGCUACAUCUGUGAGCCCGGUUUCUCUCGCAUUGGGACAGCAUCCAUUUAUUGCACACAAUCUGGAGCCUGGAGCCAUCCUCCUCCGGUCUGUCAAGCUGUGAAGUGUCUCCAUCCUCCAAACAUCACCAAUGGGAAGCUCAAAGGCAACAUCUCUGACACUUUUUCCUAUGGAGCAUCUGUGUCCUACAGCUGCAAUCCCGGUUAUUCACUCGUUGGGAAUGCUUUCAUCAACUGCACGGUGUCAGGAACCUGGAGCCAGCCUCAUCCUCAGUGCAAAGAGAUCAGAUGUGUAUUCCCAGAAGUUCAGGGUGUUAAGAAAGCCAUAAAAGGAAAUACUUAUCGCUCUGGGACUAACAUCACUCUUGAAUGUGAAAGUGGUUACACUUUGGAAGGCAUCAGUCAGAUUCAGUGCCAAGAGGACUUCAGCUGGGACCCCCCUGUACCAGCCUGUAAACUGACAUCACACAAGUCUGGUUCAGUAGGCCUAGGAGUCGCAGCUGCAGGAGUCCUGCUUCUCCUGGGGGCAGGCAUUGUCUGGAAAAUUAUUUCUAAGCAGAAGCAAGGCUAUUAUCAUACAUAUGAAAACUACAGUUACCAAACCCCUCUGAAUGAGAUUAUGGAACAGAAAUGUUCAUGUGUUCCAUAG
This is a messenger RNA of Haliaeetus leucocephalus (bald eagle), 4095 nucleotides long. RefSeq names its product complement component (3b/4b) receptor 1 (Knops blood group) (gene CR1). The record is from RefSeq and is a predicted model, not a curated record. The coding region runs from base 1 to 4095 and encodes 1364 amino acids. The transcript is spliced from 24 exons. Lineage: Eukaryota; Metazoa; Chordata; Aves; Accipitriformes; Accipitridae. Gene Ontology annotation, biological process: negative regulation of complement activation, classical pathway.